AUGGCCGCCUUGAAAACUUUGCCUACUCGUCCACAGGGCAGAAACGGACCUCUGCUUCCGCGACUGGGACUGGGCCUCAUGAGUGCCAGUGGAAUGUACGGCUCAUCUCCUUCAGACCAAGAAAGGUUUAACUUCCUGCAUGAGGCCUAUAAAAGAGAAGAACAAUUUUGGGAUACGGCUGAAAAGUACGGCGAUUCCGAGGACCUGCUCGGAGAGUGGUUUGCUGCCAAUCCUGAUAAGCCAAAGCACAUCUUCCUUGCCACCAAAUUCGGCAUCAAGCCCAUCGAAAUCCCUCCUGGCCAGACGAUGGACUCGUCGCCAGAGUAUUGCCGCAAGAGCAUAUACAAGCCCCUCGGUCGGCUCGGUCUGCCAUUUAUUGAUUUGUACUAUGAGCACCGCUUCGAUAAACUCACACCGAUUGAGAAGACCAUGUAG
Messenger RNA from Penicillium canariense, 435 nucleotides. RefSeq names its product aldo-keto reductase. Bases 1 to 435 code for a protein of 144 amino acids. The transcript is spliced from 2 exons. The record is from RefSeq and is a predicted model, not a curated record. Gene Ontology annotation, cellular component: cytoplasm. NCBI's taxonomy places the organism in Eukaryota, Fungi, Ascomycota, Eurotiomycetes, Eurotiales, Aspergillaceae.